This is a messenger RNA of Penaeus chinensis, 3651 nucleotides long. RefSeq names its product proline-rich protein 36-like. The transcript is spliced from 5 exons. NCBI's taxonomy places the organism in Eukaryota, Metazoa, Arthropoda, Malacostraca, Decapoda, Penaeidae. The record is from RefSeq and is a predicted model, not a curated record. Bases 1 to 3651 code for a protein of 1216 amino acids.
AUGAGAACUUAUAGAGACAUCUGUUGCGAGCGGUCGCCUUUUGUGUUCACCUCUUAUGUCUAUAAGUUCGUAUUUUAUGUGUACAAGCUAGCAAGCAAGGAAAAGAAAAAAAAGCAUCUCCAAGCAGCCCAAAGGCCACGCCCCUCCGUGAGAAAAGAAGGGCAGAGUGACAGCAUCAUCCUUGAGAGCCACGGAAGGCCGCCGCUGCCUGCCCGGUCAGCGGCUCUCCCGCGCCGCAGUUAUAGCCGGGCGUCGCUCUCCGACUCCCUUUUAUUCUCUGCCUGCCUCCUUCCUAUGGACGUCCAUCUAUCAGACUUCCCUAAAUUGCGCGAUGCCACACGCUUUCCGACUAGUGCAAUAAUCGAACUAAGAAGUGGUGUUACCAACAGCUCUGAAACGAAGUUACCAAGGGUUCUCAACAGGUUCAGUGUUACCAACGACUCUCCGUUCCUCCCGCGACUCGAGCAUCAGCAAGUGUUGGCCCACAAUAGUAUUACAAGACAAAUGGCGCCUGUUUCCACAGGCCGUUACUCAAUGUACAUGAGUGCAGUGAGCGGCUGGACGGCGGGGCAGCAUCUGGGCCGGAUCCCGCUGGCCCGCGUCAUCGUCUCGAAUCCUGGAGAAUUUGGCCUCAUCCCUGGCCAACCCUUCUGGCCGCCCAUCACGACGCCUCCGCCCACCACCACCCCGCCGCUUAACCCGCCCAUCACUGCCGCAUCCCCGCCCGUCGCUACCAAGCAUGCAAGCGCCCACCUUAAUGAAAUCGAGGUAAAAGGCGGAGGUAUCCGCGUGCAGGACCACGGGUAUCGCACCCCUCCCACGGGCAAGAGCAAGCCUAUCGCGCCCAUAAUUUUGCAAGCGCUACGUCGGCUGGAGGCUCGACCCAGCACAGUGCAGGGCGGGUCCUUCCCUUCCGCCACAACGCUACUCCUUGCGGGAAAUGCACAGACAUUCAACCCCGUGAUCCCGGGGAGAGCCCCUACGCUGCCCGUGACGACCACUACUGCCUCUCCCUUCACGACAGCGUUCCCUGCUCGGCGGCCGUCGCCACAAACCAAGGCCCUUUUGCAGACGUUGCUGCGCGCGCGUAAUCAGAGGCUCAGAGGCUUCGGCGGAACAGCUGGCAUCCCGCCGCCCAGACGUCUCAGGGGCCUUAGCGGGCCUCCGCAAACGCCGUCGCCUGCACUAGCUGACAAACUGGCCACGUUAUUACCUGCGUCUAUCCCGCCUACCACGCCUACUACGCCUUUCACGCCUACAACACCUACCACUACCACCACCACACAGAAGCCCAGACCAAACACGAUUGGCAGCCUUGUGGACCCCGAGAAGGCACCAAGCCCGCUGCACGCACAGGAGGAAGAGCUUCCACCACCCGACCCUUCCGAUUCCGUGUUCGGCCGCCGGAUGCCACAAAAGGGACAAGUACCACCCGUGUUUGAAGUGUCCUUGGGCGUGCCCCAGCCCGAAAAAAAUGUUGAGUUACUUGCGGUUGGUGGUCGAUCCAAGCCUACAGGAAGCGUCGAACGGCAGGCAGGAAAAGCGCCUUUGCAUGCUGCUGUCUCAAAAGUGCAACAUAUAACUCAAGCAGCACAACGGGACCCUGAGAUUACUCUGGGGCCCCCACCUCACCUGCUGGGGCAAAUUCCCGUGCACGUCGAUCCCACGCCCCCGCCAUCAGUAGGGAAUCGAGACGGCGCCACCACGAGGGGACCCACACCAGCCCACUCGCCGACGCCCCAAGCAAACUCUGGCCCUGUUGCCGACCCCUUCACGGCUGUCUUCGAAACCUUAAACCAGAAACUCACUAGCCAGCCUCCGUCGCCGCCCACGAGACUCCCUAGGCCUCCAGACGACUACUACUACUAUUAUGACGACUACGAUGAUGACUAUUACUACUACGACUACGAGUAUCCAAGCAGACAGAUCGGGCCGCAAAGAGGGCGCUUCCGCUUCCCGGCCACCAAUCCCCGCCAGGCAACCUUUGCAGGAGCAAGCCUAAGGAGAAAUCCCUUCCCCGCAACUUCUUUGCUCAGGCAACCUCUUGCUGGCAACUUUCCAGCAACGACCAACUUGCCACGAGGUUUCAACGCACCGUUUGUACCUACCACUCUCUCCCUAGCGCCAGGCUCAACAAUAGGCCCUAUAGCCCCUGUCACCAGACCAGUACUGCCCCCACGACCAGCUCCUCCACCAACACGGACACAGUCGGCACCAAGGACACAGCCCCGGCCCAUUACUCCCCCUCCCUCGCUCUUCGCCACUCAGCCCCCCGCCCGCACGACUGGUCGUCGAGACGAGGCCCUCGAAGGACACCGACAGCAGCCCCCUCAAGGGAUCCCAUCCAAGGUGGAGGCACCGCCAUCACAGGUGCCUUCAUCCCAGGGCGUUCACCAAGCCAUCCCAGAAGCGCCAGUUGCUCCGACCCUGCCGUCCUCGAAGCCAAACCCAACCUCGAGCACUGUUUUCAAGAUGGUUUCCUCCCCUCACCCUCCGGAGAUAAUCAGGCAACCUGGUGAUCCACAUUCAACAUUUCCUCCACGCCCAAUCCCGCCGCCAUCUUUGCAACAGCAACCUCCGCCACCGACGGCAAGGAAUCAACACCAAUUCCAAAAUGCCGGUUCACCUAAACCCCCGUCUGAGCAGCUCUCUGCAAGUGGUCCUCCACUUAGGGCCCCGGCACCGUCUUUAUCCGAUCCAGGCGAGGACCUUGAACCGCGUAUACAGGGCGUAGUGGGCCCUGACGAUCACCUGACACUGCUGGUGUCUCCCGAGCAGCUGCGGCGGCUGCAUCACACCAAGACUUCCACACCCAUCAUAAGGAAACAGCCGGUCUAUUUCCUGCCACCGGAGGCCACAUUGCCGGAACUGGCCACGCAAAUACGCCGUCGACGAAGACCUGAUGCCCGCGUGGGAGGGCUGGAAGGCGGGUCUUGGCAAAACCAAGCGCCCACUUUGUCGCAACAGGGACCACGCGAGGAACGAAAGGAUUCUCUGACAAGAGAAAACACCAGUCCGCAGGAGGAGAUAGCGAUUAGCCAGCCCUCCAGCCCUCAAUCCUCUUCAACCGGGGCCCGUCUCCAGGUGUCACAGCAAAGCCUACCAGGGAACGGCGAUCUGCAUGAUAUCGCCGCCUUUUCUAAGCGCCACAAUAAAUCAGAGGAUUCAAUGACCCAUCAGGGAACGUCUCCUCGCAAGCGUAUGCCUGAAUCCCAAGACAGGGAUCACCGAAAACCUGAGAGAGAAAGGCGCCCCGAGUUCUCUCGUUUGCCUCUCAUAGGAUUCACAGGAGCUCAGGCUUUGGGGGAUUAUGCCAAACCGGAAGACGCAUCGUCGCAGAGAGACGAGGCGACACCGCAAAGAGCCCCAGUGACCGACAGACAAAGCGAGAGUCCAAUUCGAACUAGCCACACGCAAGAUAAAGCGUCCCCACCUCCUCACGGCGACGUUCAUGAAGAGGAGGCGCCCUUUGGCCAAGACUUUAUCGCCUCCCACGACGGGGAGAGCGUGCCCGAAGUGCAGGGAUGGGCAAAGGACCUGCCGUACCCAAACAUCACCAUCCCGGUGGAGUCCCCGGCGUUAUCGGGCCUUCCGUUUUACAUUAGCGGAAAAAAAGAGCUGGGACCCUUUUUCAUUGUUGCGCUGGACUAA